GUCGUAAGAUAGAUAUUUAUUUGUAGUUGUAGUCUGUCGCGACCAUUACGUGUUCUACUGUAUAAACAGGUGUAUUAGAUUUAUGAUGAGUGAUGGUAAGAAAGUAGGUGAAAAUUCCAGUAGUGAGGUUGUUAACCAGUUUCGAAGCUGUAGGGAUCUCAGCGAUAUCGUGCCCUUGUACACACCACGCGCGCUUUAUUUAAAACCAGUUGCAAAAAUAAAUGUAUCUGUUAAUCUUCCACAACUGAAGGUCCCAGGAAAAACUAUAUCAACAUGGGAAGUAAUGGAGAAGAUACGUGCCCUUAUACUACCGGACGAGUUUGCAUCUCUGAAGGUAGCCAAGAGUACACUGGAAUUUAUCAGAUUGGAAGGAGACUUACAAGACAGGAGCAGGUUACAGCGUGUGCUUGCCAGGUUGGACUCACAACGUCUGAAUCUGUCUGGAUUCCCCAAUGUUCUAAAAGUACGGGCAGCAGAGACAAAGGAUGAGUUUCCCACAAGGCAUAGUUGGGAUUCAUAUUUUCGAGACACCAAACAUAUGAAUGAAUUGAAGCCUGGAGAGAGGCCUGACACUCUUCACAUAACAGGCUUGCCUGUUAAAUGGUUUAUAGAAGAUGGUGGAACCAUGCCUAGUGAAUCACUGAUUAGCAAAAUUUUCAAGAAGUGGGGAACACUCAGGAGAAUUGACGUGCCUGCUGCCGAUCCUUAUAGAUUUAGAAUGCGGCUUGGUACAAACAUAAAUAAAUUUAGUUUUGAAGAUGGAAUAUUUUUUGAUGCCUACAUCCAAUAUAUCGAAUAUAUGGAUUUUGUUAGAGCAAUGGAUGCACUACGUGGGAUGAAAAUUCUUAAAAAAGAAGGAGAAAAUGCAUUUACUGCUGCCAUUAAGGUCACAUUUGAUAAAACUAAGCACAUGAGUGACAGUACUGUCGCACACAGAGAAUUUGAAAGGAAACGCCUCAUAGCUCAGGAUACAUUAGCAGCAGAGAGACUUCGCAAGAAAGAAGAAGCUGAAGCGAAACGACGCGAAGAACUGAAGAAGAAAGAAGAAGCUGAAGCAAUAAUAAAAAAAGGCAGACGACAAAAAAGAGAAGAGAAACGCAAACGCAAAGUUUUAACUAUAUUUCGUAAAAAGGAGGAAGAUAAAGUGUCUAUGAAAAUAGCUAGAGAGGGACAGAAGUUAAUAAAAGCUCAAAGACAGCUUGAAAGUAUUCGUUUGUUGGAUGAGUUAUUUGAUAGAAUAAAGAUAAGAGUGGAAAAUAAUGAAAUUAAGAUAGAUGAUGUGAAUGUGGAUUUAAAGAAGGACGAUAAAAAAAAUCAUAAACAAGAUGGCACAGAGAAAAAGAAAAAGAAAAAACAUAAAAAGGAAAAAGACUCUGCUAAUUCCGCAAGUUUGAGUGAGAUCUCAGACGCAGAAGGGCAAACAAAGAAAUUGAAGAGUGUCCUAAAUCAGAAUGUUUCAUAUCCAUCUUCAUCUGCAGCGCCUGCUCCCUUGGAGUCUCUUCCUUACCCACCACUCUAUCCACGAUUUCCACAACCAUGGUACUACGAAGCUGCGUUACCUUUGAUUUAUCCCUCGUUGUCAAGGGGUAUGCCCAGAGGAGGUCGGUUUUCACGUGGAAGAGGAGGUAGAGGAUUUCUGUGGCGGAAUGGCGGAAACGCCCGCUCGUUACAAACAUUCAACCCUCAUCUGUACAAUGAGCAAUAUUACAAGUACUUUGCGCAUUUAGUAGGCCAGGAUUAUCAUACGCUUGAGUAUAGAAAUUCACGGUCCCAUAGUCGUAAUAGAUCGUUGAGCAGAUCGCGAUCAAAAUCUAAAUCAAGAUCAAGGUCCAGGUCAAGGUCUAAAACCCAUUCCAGAACAAGGUCCAGGUCUCGGGGUAGAUCAAAGUCACGGUCAAGGUCAAGAUCAAGAACUCGUUCUAGGUCACAAAAUCGGAAACGAAGUAGAAGCAGAAGUAGAUCGCGCUCGAGAAGACGCCGAGGAAGAUCGAAAUCCAGAUCGAAGUCUUCUUCCAAAGUACGGUCCCGAUCUCGUCGGUCGAGAUCCAGAAAAACGACACGAUCUCGAAGUCGUACGAGAUCUCGAAAUAACAGCAGAAAUCGGUAUAGACGAAGGCGGGAUAGAUCGGUGGAGAAGGUGAGGGUCACAAGGGCAAAGUCCCGUUCCACGUCGUCCAAGAGAAGAUCUCGCAGUAGCACUUGGUCCUUGCCGAAGUCGCCUGAAAGAAGUUGUUCCUGGUCGAAAAUCGCGGAUGCUAUUAAUAAUAAAGUGAACUCGGAUAAGUCACUGACUACGGAGAAACAAGGUGCCACGGACAAAGAAACGUCACAAAGUUCUCAGCCGGAGAACGUAACUUCCGACACACAAAAAUCGAAGACAGAUCUUCCGACUUGUAUCUCCGAUUCCGCCACAUAAAAUGAAUGCUUGGGUGGUGUACAACUCUGUAUAAAAGCCGCGUGAAUUUGUGUAACUAUCCUAUUACACAUGUCUAGUAUUCUUUUGACGAAAAGAAGAUAUAUUUUUGUUUAUGUGAUAGUUCUUCCUACCCCUAAACAAUGAAA
Dufourea novaeangliae is the source of this 2562-nucleotide messenger RNA. Its product is annotated as A-kinase anchor protein 17A-like. The record is from RefSeq and is a predicted model, not a curated record. The coding region runs from base 83 to 2416 and encodes 777 amino acids. Lineage: Eukaryota; Metazoa; Arthropoda; Insecta; Hymenoptera; Halictidae. The transcript has 8 exons.